Molecule: messenger RNA, 3117 nt
Organism: Saccostrea cuccullata (small rock oyster)
Lineage: Eukaryota; Metazoa; Mollusca; Bivalvia; Ostreida; Ostreidae
Product: RNA-binding protein FXR1-like
Exons: 18
Coding region: 168-2282 (704 amino acids)
Biological process (GO): anterograde axonal transport; regulation of mRNA stability; positive regulation of translation
Cellular component (GO): axon; neuronal ribonucleoprotein granule; postsynaptic density
Molecular function (GO): protein homodimerization activity; mRNA 3'-UTR binding; translation regulator activity
Source: RefSeq, a predicted model, not a curated record
AAAUAAUUGGUCUCGGGAUUUUACAUGACUUUGAGGAACUCCUCUAGAUUCUUCAUAACAAUCGUAUUCGGAGACGCCGAAGUUUUUUCGUUGGAUAUAAAGAGCAAACGUUUGAUUGUGAGACAGAAAAAAUAUUUCCCAUAAUUCAACGGUAAAAACCAUUCAACAUGGAGGACCAAGUGGUCGAAGUUUGCAGUCCGAACGGUAUUUAUUACAAGGCAUUUGUGAAGAAUGUGUAUGAAGAUGAAAUCCUGGUCUCCUUUGAGAAUGACUGGCAGCCCGAGCAGAGAGUCAAGUUCUCCAAUGCCAGACUCCCCUUACCGGACCAGGGCAAACAUAGAGACUAUAGGGACGGGGAAAAUGUCGAGGUAUUUACAAGUACAAAUGAAAAAGAACAGAUGGCCUGGUGGCCAGCAGUGCUGAAGAUGUUAAAGGGGGAGUUUGCAGUGAUAGAGUAUACGGGUUACGACUCCAAGUACACAGAUAUAGUCCCGCUCGAGCGAGUUAGACCUAUCAACUCAAACCCACCAAUAGAUAAGAACACAUUUCACAAGUUUUCUAUAGAAGUCCCUAUUGACCUACGAGAAGUGUGCCAAGAUGACCAUGAACAUGCCGAAUUUAAGAAACAUAUAGGUGGGGGUUGUGUGUGUUUUGAUCAUCAGGAGGGAACUCUAAAUGUUAUGUCGCUGAAUGAAUCUGUGAUAAAGAGAGCGUCCAUGUUGGCUGACAUGCACCUCCGUAAUGUCCGACAAAAGUUAAUGCUGAAAAAGAGAACAGAGGAAGCGGUCCAAAGACUUCAGAGUACCAAAAACCGGUCAGGUUACACGGAGGAGUUCAAGGUUCGUGACGACCUGAUGGGGCUGGCUAUCGGGACACACGGGGCUAAUAUACAGCAGGCCAGGCAUGUAGACGGCAUCACCAAUAUAGAACUGGACGAGGACACCUGUACUUUUAAAGUUCAUGGGGAGUCUCAAGAAGCUGUGAAGAAGGCCAGAGCCUUACUGGAGUAUGUAGAAGAAACGUUUCAGGUUCCCAGAGAGCUAGUAGCCAAGGUUAUAGGUAAAAAUGGCCGUAACAUCCAGGAUAUCGUGGACAAGUCAGGGGUGGUGCGGGUGAAGAUCGAGGGGGAUAAUGAAACCGACACGCCUCGUCAGGAGGUAAUGGCGUCACUGGGACAAGUACCUUUUAUAUUUGUUGGGACACAAGAAAGUACGGGAAAUGCCAAGAUUCUACUGGAAUACAACUUGGAUCAUUUGAAGGAAGUUGAGAAAUUGAGACUGGAGAAGUUAGAGAUUGACCAACAGUUGAAGAGUUUAGCGGGACCCCAGACUGGACCAUACUUUCCACCAAACAGGGAAAGGAGGGGGAGUAAUGACCCAUCCUCAGAUGACCGGGGAAGACGAGGAACGGGAAGGGGGCGGGGUAGAGGAGGCAGGAGAUGGGCCAAUGAGAGACGUACUUACAACACAGAUGAAUCAUCUCCAGCCCCUAUAGCUGAUUGGUCAGAGGAGAUGAACGCUGAAGAUAACCGUCAGUCAGGCUACUACACGGACAGUAUUCUGACCGGGCGGGGACCCCGAGGAGGGGGAGGAGGGUACAGGCCCCGGGGUAGGGGAGGCAGGUAUCCCCGGGGGUCAGGCUAUUACUCCAACAGGUCCUCAGAUUAUAACGACCAGCGUCGGUAUAGAUCAGAUAGACCCAGUUACUCCACCAGCAGACACAUGGCGUAUGAUACAGAUGAAUCGCGGGAUCUACGUUCCCGGCGUAGGAUGACGGAUGAUGAUGAUACAGUAUUAGAUAACGCCAGUGUCACCAGUCAAGACCAAGAUGAUCAUAGAGAUCAAAGACCCAGGAGAAAACGAAGGAAUAGGAAUCGUCCCUUUGGUAAUGGAAGUGCUGCUUCGGGUACAGAAACGGACAAUAGUGUUUCUAAUUAUCGGCCGUCUGGAGGCAGGCCGUCACAAUUUCAGAAUGACACUUCUCAUAACGGGAAUUCAGUUAAAACUGAACCAUCAAAAGUGAAAACAGAACUCGAAUCCAAACCAUCUGGACCGUCCAAGGAAGCUAGUAAUAUAGGUAGUACGAAGCCUGUCGGUCAGUCCAAUAAACCAAACUGGAAAUCGGGAUCAGCUCCCCCUCGAGAACAGAGAAAACCGGCCCAAAAGUACUCAGCAUCAGCCAGGAAUGGAACCAGUGGCUCGGAAUCAGAUUCUAAAGCUGCUAAAACCAAAAACAAUACUUCUAGUAAUCAACCAAAAGAGCAGAUGGUCAAUGGAGAGUAAAGAGAAUGCUUAAUUAGUUAUAAGAUACAAAGUGGAGAAGAGCUGCUAAGUCAGUGAUGGGGCAUCCUUUUCUUCCUCCUUUUACAGGAGAGUGCUUUGUUGCCUAGGAAACCAUUCAUGACAUUGUUUAGUGUUUGAGAAUUAGUAUUUAAGGAAUCUGUUGUCUCUUUUUAGAGAUGGAGUUUGCUAUGCAAUAUUUGUCAGUUUACUUGUAAUGGCUGAUGCUGUCUUGUUAAAAAUUUCACUUGAUAUAGAAAUUGUCCGAUACUUUUAUACAUGUGUAUCUGUUUUCUUGAACCUUGACCUUUGGAAUUCCAUUUAUUGCUCUGUCCCAAAGAUUUGCAUAAUAAUUUUGAUUCAACAUGUGAUUCUAUUCAGUCUUUGUGUGUUAAAAUAUGAAAUUUUAUAUAGUAAGAAAAUUUCCUUAGAAAUUAAUAUUGAUGAUGUAAUAGACUUGCAAUAAGUCUUUUUGAUGCUGACAUGUCGUAGUGAUAAAAUGUACGUAAAAUUGAAGUUGAUGUGACUUAAUUAUAUAAGUGUCUUUGAAUGAGUGAUACAUCUGCUAAUUAAACUAUAUCUUUGGAGCUAUGUAAUAGUAUUCAAAAUUUAUACAAUGUAUUAGCUUGAUAUUGUAAAACCAUUCAUGUUAGUGUUACUAACAAAUGAAUAGACUUCUGUUGUGUAAACUUCAUAUCUGAAUCUCAGAAUUACUUGAAAAAAGGUUGAUUUUUUUAGUUCUUUUUUCCAGUGAGUGAUAAUAAAAUAGAAAUGAAAAAUCUUCGGGAGAAUUGAGAAUUUAACCUGAAGAUUAAUUUCAUAAAGAUUCUUUUAUUUC